Molecule: messenger RNA, 3458 nt
Organism: Nilaparvata lugens (brown planthopper)
Lineage: Eukaryota; Metazoa; Arthropoda; Insecta; Hemiptera; Delphacidae
Exons: 5
Coding region: 23-1192 (389 amino acids)
Biological process (GO): innate immune response; regulation of Toll signaling pathway; central nervous system formation
Cellular component (GO): extracellular region
Molecular function (GO): Toll binding; growth factor activity
Source: RefSeq, a predicted model, not a curated record
CAGGAGACAAGGUGAUACUUCAAUGAUUGACAACAGCAAGAUGUGUGCCUCACGGGUAGAAAUGGCCAAGCCUAAGAGGGCGCGCACAACCAUGGGAAACUGGAAGUACAUUGUCAACACUGGAGACUACUCCCAAUCUCUCAGGCUGGAGAUGUGCUUGAGACCUCAGGCUUCCUGUUCAUAUAUUGCUCCAGGAGUCAGAUCUGAAUGUAUGCAGGUCUAUAACUAUCAUCGUCUACUGACGUGGGACCAGAGUACUGGACUAGCUAUGGAUAUGUUCAAGGUACCGACAUGCUGUUCAUGUCACAUUCAAAACGGGUUCAUGGCGGGGCAAUCACCCCGACCCCCCAUGCCUAGCGGCCUCCCCACCAUGUUCCCUGAUUCAGGACCUGAAAGCAACUUUAUCACCUCAGAACUCAUGUCACAGGCUAUGCAGAGGUUACCGCCUGGGAUGUUGCAGGGCAUGCGCAUGCGAGGAGACAUGCUCGGUCACCACAACAUCCCGAAACGGGAGUCGAAUUCGGGGGGCGCCGGCACCCCCAGGCGACCCCCCCAGGGCACCGUGAUCCACAGGGAACCCCCUCUGCCUCUCCAGGACGAGGCACCCCCCGAGGCUCCACCCCGUUACCCUCCUUACCACAACAAUGUGAGACGGACUUCGCUGAGGAACCAUUCAUCCGACCAGGACAGGCAGAAAAUACGUGGCAGUAUACCAUUGACUCCAAACCAGCGGCAUCCUGAUUUGCCAGCUGAUAAUAUGAUAUCAUCAGUGACGUCACAACAACAUUUGUCACCAGUGACGUCACACCAGCUAGCGGCAGUGACGUCACAACAACAACACCCAUCCCAAAUGACCUCACACUUAUCAUCGGUGACAUCCCAACAGCACCCACUACAUUUCUCAUCAGUGACGUCACAACAUCACCCAUCACAAAUGACGUCUAGGUUACCAGUGACGUCACCACGAUCGCCAGUGACGUCACUAACACCGGUGACGUCACCAGUGACAACGUUAGUGACUGUGGCACCAUCACGUCGCAUAAACUAUAGCUAUCACCCGAUAAUUGACUUUUUCAAAACUGCUACAUCAGCAGUUAGCAAUGAGGAAGAGCGUAGUAUGGAUAGGGCAGACUGGAGGCCGGUUACUGAGGCGUUGUUACUCCAUAGUAAGAGACAGAAGCUGAAAGAAUGAGAGAGAGAGAGUCGAGAAAAUAAGGAUGAAGUGGAAUCACAAGGGGGAUUUGAUGAAUGAAAAAAAUGCCUACAGACUUAUGCUCCACGAACACGCGCAUUUCUCUUUCCAUCAGCUGAUGGAAAUAUAUCUGUAUUCGUAAAGGAACAGUAAGAGCCAGACCAUAUAAGGCGUUUUUUCAGGCGCCUAUACAAUCAUUCGUCAAUCGGAAAGCUUUGUACCCUGCCGACCUCAAACGCCGUCUGAUAACGCCUGCAAAAAAAAACUAAGGCCCGGUUGCACAAAAGCUGGUUAAAUUUUAACCGUGAUUAAUUUCACGAGAGCCAGUCAGAGAAGGGCUUUUAGAUAAGACGGCUCCUCUGAUUCAUUCUCGUGGAAAUUGAUCACGAUUAAAACUCAACCGGCUUUUGUGCAACCGGCACUCAAUAUGGUUUGGCUCUAAGGUGAAAAUAUAAUGAGAAUCAGUUGAUGAAACGUGAAAUGAGCGCAUAAGUCUGUAAGCCCCUAAAGAAAGUAAUGAUAGAAUUGGCGAGAAUGAAGAAUAAACUGAAAUAAGAGAAAAUGAAGUUGAAACAAGUAAUAUUAUUAGAAGGAUUACUUUAUACUUUGAAAAAACAAAUAGAGACUUGAACCACUACCUCCGUAAACAAAGCCAUAGUACAUUCUGGUGACGUCAGCAUAGGUAGGGCUCCUACACCAAUGAAAACACUAGCUGAUAUAGAUCAGCUGAAAUCAACGAAUUUUUAUUGGUCUAGGAGCCCUAUCUGUGCUGACGUCACACGAAUGCACUAAUGCUUUGUUUACGGAGAAGUGCUUGAACCAAAUCUGUUCAACCAAAUUGUGAGAGAUUUCAAUCUUACCAUACAAGCCCAUAUACUAUAGAUAUAUUUAAUAUUUGACAACACAGUCAAUUUUGAAUAUAGUUGUUAACUAUGAUAACAUAGUUGUUGUCAAUUUAGAAUAUAUCCAGUCUGCUCAAUUCACCCUGAAGAAACAAAAAUGGAGUCACUCAUGUUAUGUGACAAAAACAGAGAAGAAGAGAGUGUAUUGGUACGCCUGUACUAACAUAAAAACAAAUAAACAACGCGUUUCAGCGUAAAUGAUGAAAAAGUACCUAAUGAAUAAUUCAGAUUGAAUUUCCAUCAAGCUGUUUACCUUGUUGUCAAUAUUUGCAGUAGUAGAAGUCUUCGGGGGAUUUACAGCAUUUGAUUUGGAUUUUCGUUUGAUAAUGAUUAUUAAUUAAUUUCAUUCAAAUGUUGAUAAAGCUGGAAAAUAAUAAUUAUAUAGUUUGGGAAUCAUUUCAACGGUACAGUUUAUAACGCAUGAGUAGUUUUGAUAACAUACAAUAAUAUUAAUAAUUAAAAUAUGUUGUGCUUGCUAGAUUAUUAACGAACUCCAUCUAUGUAUUGCUUGCCAUCAAUUUAAUAACUGGAAUAAAUGUUUGUUAUUCAUAACACUAGAGUGUGAGAUUAAUUACUUUUAACAUAAAGAGGAGAAACCCAUUUCUCCCUCCACAGUUUGUAGCGUGGACACAGACGGACAUCUUGCGCUCAAUUGGAUGCGCCAUCUCAUUUUUCUUCAUCUUCUUGUGAUGAAAACAUCUCUGUGACAUACACAAACCAAUAUACCUGUUGACCAGUACACUACUUGGAACAUUGCCAGUGGAGGGGAGUGUUGCCGCGUCGCGUUACAAAGCUCUCUCACUCAGACACAAAAGAAGGAGAAUGCUGCUAGGUAGUGGGAGUGAUUAGUGGAGGAUAGAGCAUCGGACCUCUCCGUCUUCGAGAAAGAGCCGUGUUAAAAGUAAUUUAUCUCGCACUUUAGUUUACUUGUAGCUAGUAGCUGAGUUAACAAAGACCAUCUUGAAAUUUGGUACAAGAACGACCUUCUACCAUGGGAUAUCUUCUUAUGCUAUAUUUUCUCUAUAGUAUAAUGUACAUUCUUCAACAAGAAAGUAGUGAACAAUUUUUGUACUGGAAAAAAACGUACGCUUUUUCUCGAGAUAAUUGCUAUAUAUUGAUCUUGCUCUCAUUUAAUUUAUUAUGGAAAGAAAUGUAUGUUUUUCGAUUAAUGUAACUGACAAUAUUCUCACAACUCAUGACAGCCUAAUUUAUUUAUUUGUUAUGUAACUAAAGUCUACUUUAGUAUGUAAUUGUUACUUUUGUUUAAAUGUACUUAGGAGAAUAAUUAUUGUUUGUUCUCAUACUGUGUGAACACUGUAAAUAUUUUUUUAGUUGUAAAUAAUUUAUUGACAAGUUGAAUAUAA